AUAUAUGUCCUUCCUCUUUUAAGUGAUAGAAGCUUGGUGUAGAGAGAGGUUACAUUACCAUCAAAACUCUACAGAGAAAGAGAGAGAAGGAGCAAUGGAGGUUUUUUACUAUUUGGUUUUUGGAGGAUUGGGGGCUGUAGUUGCACUACUGGAGCUAAGCAAGUCAACCAAAGACCGAAUCAACACUUCUCCUGCUUUCAAUUCCUUCAAGAACAAUUACCUUGUUGUUUACUCUCUUAUGAUGGCUGGGGACUGGUUGCAGGGUCCAUAUGUGUACUUCCUCUACAGCCAGUAUGGUUUUGGGAAAGGAGAGAUUGGACAGCUUUUUAUUGCUGGAUUUGGGUCCUCAAUGUUGUUUGGGACAAUUGUUGGCUCUUUAGCUGACAAACAGGGUCGGAAGAGGGCAUGCAUUACUUAUUGCAUAACAUACAUACUUAGCUGUAUUACCAAGCAUUCUCCUCAGUACAGAGUUUUGAUGGUAGGCCGUGUUUUGGGAGGUAUUGCCACUUCUCUACUAUUUUCAGCUUUUGAGUCAUGGCUAGUUGCAGAGCACAACAAGAGGGGCUUUGAUCAACAAUGGCUAUCCCUAACUUUCUCAAAGGCAAUAUUUCUGGGAAAUGGUCUUGUUGCUAUUUUGUCUGGACUGUUUGGAAACCUUCUUGUAGAUUCAUUUGCCCUUGGGCCUGUGGCUCCCUUUGAUGCUGCUGCAUGCUUUCUUGCAAUCGGAAUGGCCAUUAUUUUAUCAUCAUGGACCGAGAAUUAUGGAGACGCUUCAGAGAGCAAGGACUUGUUUACCCAAUUCAGGGGUGCUGCUGUGGCCAUUGCUUCUGAUGAGAAAAUUGCUUUGCUUGGUGCCAUUCAGUCGCUGUUUGAAGGCUCUAUGUAUACCUUUGUUUUCCUUUGGACACCUGCUUUGAGCCCAAAUGAAGAGGAUAUUCCUCAUGGUUUUAUUUUUGCAACAUUCAUGUUGGCAUCAAUGUUGGGAAGCUCCCUUGCAUCUCGAUUGAUGGCUCGCUCAUCAUCCAGGGUAGAAAGCUACAUGCAGAUUGUUUUUGUUAUCUCCUCUAUCUCUCUUACGCUUCCUGUUGCAACCAAUUUCUUACCUUUGCCUUCUGGAGUGAAAGGUGGAGGUAUCUCAAUUUCAGGUUGUAUCCAGCUUCUUGGUUUCUGUACCUUUGAGGCAUGUGUUGGGAUAUUCUGGCCAUCAAUUAUGAAGAUGAGAUCCCAGUAUAUUCCUGAGGAGGCCAGAAGCACUAUUAUGAACUUCUUCCGCAUUCCUCUGAAUAUCUUCGUCUGCAUCGUUUUGUACAAUGUUAAUGCAUUCCCUAUCACCAUUAUGUUCGGCAUGUGCUCGAUUUUCCUCUUUGUGGCAUCUAUCUUGCAGAGGCGGCUCAUGCAGAUUGCAGAUAAGCCAAAGACAGAAGAUUGGGCAGCAAGGGAAAAGGACACUGAAGCGGAGCCAUUGAAUAUUUGAUUGGCAUGAGCUUAAAAAACCGGGAUUUUUAGAAACAAUCACAGUAAUUCUAUACAUUUGUCCGGUUCUGUUUGAAUUGGGAUUCAUUUAUAGGGGGGAAAGAAACAAAAACGCAGGUUUUCUUUACAAAUCAGGAAAGGAAAAGCUGCUUGCGCCACUAUUGUGAUUCUUUUUAUGGCUGUCUUUAGUUUCGAAAGUAAGUGUAUCAAUGAGUCCUUUGUAGGAAAUGUCUACAGAGUAAAUGAGUAAUUCAUGUUAUUCUUUUCUUUUUCUGAGCCAAGUCUUAUAGAUUUGUACCAGAGUAGUAACUGCCAAGUGAUCUAUUACAAUUUUCUCCAUUAGCUUACUUCUAUGACUGACAAAUGCUCCAAUGAUUUGCAAGUGUAUCCUACUUUAUAACCUGUAACACCAUAACUUGUUGCGAUGUAAGAUUUGAAGCGCUUAAAUGGUUUAACUCUUA
Jatropha curcas is the source of this 1934-nucleotide messenger RNA. RefSeq lists its product as uncharacterized. Gene Ontology annotation, biological process: molybdate ion transport. Lineage: Eukaryota; Viridiplantae; Streptophyta; Magnoliopsida; Malpighiales; Euphorbiaceae. Gene Ontology annotation, cellular component: membrane. The record is from RefSeq and is a predicted model, not a curated record. Gene Ontology annotation, molecular function: molybdate ion transmembrane transporter activity.